AUGCAUACGUGGACUGCCCCAGACGGUAAGACGAAAAGUCAAAUCGACCAUAUAAUUAUUGACAAGCGACACCGAACAAGCAUAAAAAACGUCAGAAGCUAUAGGGGUGCGGAUGGGGACACAGACCACUUCUUAGUGAUAGCAAGUCUAUCGUUAAAACUGUCAACGAUCUGGAGAAAAAAGCAACAACCUAAUACAGCACAUAAACUAGAUAGAAGUAAAUUAAGAGAUCAAAAGGAAAUCAUGAAAUACCAAAACAAAAUAAAAGAAGGAUUGAACAGCCUUAACAUAAGACAAGGAGAUUUGAGUAAUAUCAUAGAGUGGACCCAAAUAAAGGAAUCACUAAUUAAAGCAGCAGAAACUCUCCGAGAUACCAAGGGAAAAAAGUUUCACGCAAGGUCAAAUAGAAUAAUUAGGCAAAAGAAAAGAGCAUCAGAAAAAAAUGCCCUAAAUGACAUUGAGUCAUAUAAAAAGGACCCGAAAAUGUUCUUUGAAAAAUGUAAAUCAAUAAAAGAAGGCUUUAAAUCUCGUACCUAUCUUAUGACUAAUGACGAUGGCAACCUCAUAUCAGACCCUAAAAUGAUCAUAGACAAGUUUCAAACAUAUUUUGAGAAUCUAUUAAAUAAUAAACCAGACGAUGAAACAAACAAUACAGAUGGAUCUGGAAAACCGGCUGAGGAUCAAAUAUAUGUUACAGUGGAACCAGAAGUGCCGGAACCUAGUUUGGAGGAGAUUAAAUCAAUAGUGGAAUCACUGAAGAACAACAAAGCUCCAGGAGAGGACAACAUAAAUCCGGAGUUACUCAAACUUGCUGGCCGAGACCUCCUGGAAAACCUAUACAAAACCAUCUCAACUAUAUGGGAGCAAGAAAAACUAGAAAAGGGUUGGAACACCGCUAUUAUUUGCCCGAUUUACAAAAAAGGAGACCCCAAGAAAGUGGAAAAUUACCGUGGCAUAUCCCUUUUGGACACUUCUUACAAGGUCUUGUCAAUAGCCGUUUUACAUAGACUUGAAAAAUUUUCAACAGAAAUAAUCGGCGAAUACCAGUGUGGUUUCAUGAAAGGAAAGUCCACUACUGACCAUAUAUUCACCCUUAGACAGGUUAUGGAAAAAUAUUAUGAAUAUGACAAAGAUUUGCACAUGAUUUUCAUCGAUUUCCAGCAAGCUUAUGAUAGCAUUAUUAGAGACCGGCUAUGGUGA
Molecule: messenger RNA, 1200 nt
Organism: Melanaphis sacchari
Lineage: Eukaryota; Metazoa; Arthropoda; Insecta; Hemiptera; Aphididae
Exons: 2
Coding region: 1-1200 (399 amino acids)
Source: RefSeq, a predicted model, not a curated record